CAACGCGAAAAAGCCACGAUGUGAAUUAAAACGCGCCGCUAAUCCGUGUAAUUCCUUUUUUUAAGAUUUACGUUUCUUGAAUGAGCUUGUUCUUUCGCACUUCUUAUGACGUUAAAGUCAUGCACUAUACAGACAGAUAUACAUGUGUGCAUUUGUUUUUUCUUUAAUUCGCGCGUGAGUUCUUAGUUCUGUCAUUUCAAGCAUUUCAAGAUAUCAUUCAAUUUUAUUUAUCUUUCAUUAAUUUCGACAGCCAUACUGUAGGUAAACAUAACUGAAAAACAAAAAUAAUUAUUAUCUUUUUUCCAUCUUAAAUAAACUCUUCGUUGGAAGAGUGAAUGUUUAAUGAAACGAUUCUUUUAAUCGGGAACUCCGUAUACAUUCAAAGAACGUAUUUUUGCAGAAACGACUGCUCUUUAAGUUUCUCAACUUGCCAUUGCGAAAAUAUGACACAAAUAGAUGUCUCGUGCUUCAAAGGAGAGUUUUAUUUCUGGCAAACCGCACUCUCUGAACUCGAAUCGUUAUACAGGAAACGUGCAACUCUUGCACGUUAAUCUAUAUUCGUUAUUAAGAGUACUUAAAGAAAAGGAAAGUAAGAAGACUACUUUUUCUUCGGUUUAUCGUAAUUACGCAAACAGCUCUUAGUUGUAUCGUUAGGAUCCUUUGCGCGUUGAAAGCCGAUCUCCCUCGUUUUAAACAUACAAAAUUGAAUUUGCUACAAAAACCAUUGGGUUUGUAUCUUUUAGCUCGGUCGUCUCCUUCCACGUUAUAGAUAGACAGUUAUUCGUGUAACCUCUUUUCCAUGAUCUAUACUGGCAAUCUCCAACCAUAUGGCCCGAUACGUUAAAUAUAGGUCAACCGAAGGCACGUGCGUUUCCCCAUUAAACGAACAAUUAGAAUCAUUAGCCGCGAAUACAAUACCGCGACCGUGUUAACACAUUCUAAUAAGAGCGCAAAAUUCGUGACAGCAUCGAUAUUCGUACGCAUUGUUCGAAAACUGUUGCUCGUCGUUGAACGUCGUUCGAUGACGCAUAGAAGAAUAUCAAUGGUUGAGGUAGUCGAGCGAAACUCUCAACGCGAGUAUCAUCGAAACGUUUCCCAUAAUCAUCGUGGUAGCGAUGUAAUUAACAGGAAACAGAUCUAUCGUACGGUAAUAAACGAAUCGCUUUUUCCUCCGGUUACGUCCCUGUAAUUAAGGAUCAGUGAAAUCUCGUCUGUUAGCGCGUUUCUUUUUUCACUUUCCGGCAGUAUUAAAGGCAUAGCGGAAUCUUUGGAUAAAAUAAGAGACACAAAUUGCACCGUUCGUUCGAAUCGAUAAAAGAGGAAACGAGGCGAGUAUUUCCUUAAAAUCUAUGCCAACGCGUACCAACAGCGUAUAAUAUUCUUUUCAUCGUGUCCAGCUGGAAGCCGUAAAGAGGCCUUGCCUUUCACGACGAUUUAUCCGAGCUUCUCGCGAUUUGCGCAAAACGAUUUGAGCCUGGAAUAUUUAAUAAACAAUGUCGCGUUUCCGUGGCUUCCACGUGCCUUCCACACCGCUCUAAAAUCUAUGCUUACGUUUGAUUCGUAAUCCGUUCUCAUUACCGAGUACUCAUUGUUAAAGAAAACGAUGCGACAACGACGAUGUGACUCCGUGAGUCACGAUGUCACGCGAAACAAAACGUCCACACAAAGAAAUCAAAGAAGGUGACUAAAUUCGUUAUUUAUUCCUGUCGUAAGUUCUGCAAUUGUAGGCGGUCGCCAACACGCUAUGAACUAUGUACAUAUGUAUGUACGAUCGAUACAGACGUUCACAGAAGCGUGAUAAUACAGAAACGUAAAGUCACGAAUCAUCCGUAAUGACUUUCGCCGAGUCAACAGAUACGUUAUACGACACAUGUUUACUCCUUCAACAUCUGCUCUUCACGUGACUUUUUCAUGCAAAUAUUCUUAUUAGCGCUCUAUAUAUGUACGUCAAAUAGAUGCUACUAUCGCCGGAAUUCGAACAUGAUUAAUGGCGUUAAUAUCACGCUUUAUAUAAUAUAAUCACGUGUUUACAAUUAAUUAAAAGCGAUCCAACAUUAUCAAACGAUUCGAGUAGAUAAGAAUAAAAUUGGCCAAAUUUCUUCUUAAUCGAUAAAUAGGAAUUUCUCAUGCUCCGCUUCGAUACGAAGAAUCGCGUUAGAUUUUGACAAGGUAACGCCGUGUUUAUCGCUCAAACGCUCCAUGGUAACGAAUUCCACGUGAUUCUUGCGGCUUUCGUGGCUAACUGACACUCGGGCUCUGGUUACGCUCGUCCUCACGUAGAUCGAAUUUGGCACGAUGCUGAAGUUUCAAACCGCGACCAAAGAAGACCUGAAACUGGCCGCAUCCAUUCAGCGCAGACGGCAGAUAGAUGCGGAAAGAAAGGAACGAAUAUUCAAUCCACGAUUCAGGAAAAUCGGAAUAGACAAGGAAUUCUUGGACAAACAGGUCGCGGAAAAGAAGCAGCAACGUGAGCUGGAACAGGCCCGAGAAUCUCAGCUCGACGAGAAUUUGAUUCGCAGUAGUAAGGUCGCUUUACUGCUGGAAAAAGAACAAGAAGAGGAAAGGCGAAAUAUAAAUAAGGAGAUCGAACACUUUAGACAGCAGUAUCAGCGUGCUGAACAGCGUCGGGAUUUCGAUCUUUACGAUCCGACUGCUCUUAAGAAAGGCGAUGUCGACCUUUCUUUCGAAGCUGGUUUUGGGCAGAGAUUCGCGGGCGAGGACGAUAAUGCAAAAGAACGGUCGAAAGCGCAGAAAGAGGAGAUGAGGUGGUGGAUCGAAAAGCAAAAGAACGAACGUAUGCAGGCGGAGAGGGAACGCGAGGAAGCCGAGAAAGCGUACGAAGCAGCUGUCAUCUCCAGGGACAAGCGUGCCAUGGCGUUAGAUCAGAUGGAACGGGACUGUCGUCGAAGAUUGAACGAAGCCACCGCGCAAUUUAAUCGAGCUCUGGCUGAGGAGCAGAAGUACCGCCGCCACUGCGAAGCCCUUCAAGAGGAGGAGGACAAGAAGGCGGAUAUCUACAAUCACGUGACUGGGGACUUCCUUACGGAAGCCAAAGAGCAGGCGGAGAGCACUCAUGGACCGCACAAACCGUUGGCCUCACGUUACAAGGGCAUGACUGCGGACGAGCUUAGGGUUUUCAGAGAGGCGCAAACACAGCAGCUGAAAGAAAUCGAGAAAAUGAGAUUAGAGGAGAAGCGAAGGGACGAGGAAUGGGAUCGGUUAAUGAACACCCAGGCAGAGAUAGCGGAUUCGUAUCAACGUGAAAUUGACCGGAGAAGAACAGAGAUUAAGAGGAAGAUAGCAGAGGAGAAUUUGGAACUCGCGCAACAACACAAAUCUCAUCAGGAUUAUCUGAACCGUGUGCUCUACAAAAACAAACCGACUGCAGCCUUCUUUGAGCAAUUUAACAGAGACGCCCGCUAAAACGAAAGCUUAUACAAUGAUACGAAUAAAUGACAUUUUUUUAUAUA
Bombus pyrosoma is the source of this 3470-nucleotide messenger RNA. Its product is annotated as RIB43A-like with coiled-coils protein 2. The record is from RefSeq and is a predicted model, not a curated record. Lineage: Eukaryota; Metazoa; Arthropoda; Insecta; Hymenoptera; Apidae. The transcript is spliced from 7 exons. The coding region runs from base 2296 to 3423 and encodes 375 amino acids.